UCUGCGCCGCUUCUGUGCAAAAGGCUUCCGCGUUGACUUUGAUGUGACGUCAUCAAAUCGCGACCGCUCUGUCUGUCAGCGCGGCGGCGUCUCUCGUGCGUUUACUAACCAGGCGGUGUGUGAUGGAGCGCGUGUGGAGACGGAGGACGCCGGCGUUCGUGAGGUCGUUACUGAUGGACGUCUCGCUGAAGGAGGACGAGCUGAGCGGUGGGACGGAACCUGAGCAGAUGAGUAAAGACGGGAUUUCACUUCCAGUGACGGCGGCGUGCGGCGCUGAUCUGACUCCGGCUGCUGAGGAAGAGGACACAUCUUCAUCCUCCUCCUCCUCCUCAUUACGGCCCUGUGGGCUGUGUCUCAGUAACCCGGCACGUUACACUUGUCCCCGCUGUAACGUCUCUUACUGUGCACUGUCCUGUUACCGCGGCUCGGCUCACACGGCGUGUUCAGAGCAGUUUUAUAAAGACUGUGUGUCUCAGGAGCUGAGGCAGCGUGGCAGGGCGGCGCACGAGGACAGGAUUCACAUGAGAGACAUCCUGCUGAGGAUGCGGCGGGCGGAGGGGGGGCUGGGCGGAGUCAUGAGGGAGCUGAUGGAGAACAGCGGAGGACAAGUGACUGAGAGGGACACGGAGACGCUAACGCUGCUGUCCAGACUAGCCGAGAUUCAGACGGACAGAGAAGAAGGACACGAGGACGAGGUGCAGGACAUCCUACAGAGACUCGCGCAGACAGACGCUGAGGAAGAGGAAGGUGAGGAAGAGGAGGAUGUAGUGACGAAGCUGUCGGGACUAAAUAUCGAGUCUCUGACUGAAGACGAGCUGUGGACGCUCCUGCCGGAGAAGGACAAGCAGAAGUUUGAGCGGCUGCUAAAGGACGGCGGGAUCAGCGCUCUCGUUCCAAUAUGGCGGCCGUGGUGGGAGGAGCAUGAGCGAGACCGUGUGGUGCUGAUCGAGGAGCUCCAGCGGGAGGGACGUGAAGAAACGAGCAGCGUGGAGGAAGAAGAGAGCAGAGACGUCCAGGACUUGGAUACGGCAUCAGAACAUCCAUCACCACUGAAACAGGAAGUUAAGAAGCAGAAGGUAAAAAUGGAAGGAAGCAGAGACGCUCCUCCUCCAAUCAGCUGUGAAAUCCCGCCCCUGUCCUCUCUUUGCUCUGCCUCUCCGUCCCCGCUGGUGAAGUUCAGCCUGGUGAACGUGCUGUGCGGUUACGCCUUCACGCUCCGCCUCUUUAACGGAGACGUGUGGGAAACACAGCAGCUGCUGGAGUUCACUCGGCUCCUUCUGUCCGUGUCGGAGUGUUUGGGACGCAGCCGGACGUUCGGCUCGUUCUCCGAGGCUCUGAGCGCUGCGAUGGCGUCCAUCUCUGCAGAACUAUACGACUCGGACUCGGCUCUGAGCGCAGUGGAAGACGUGGCUCACAUCCUGAGCGGCGCGAGUAAGGACGAUAGAGCGGGAUACACACUCUCAGCACUCGCUCAGCUGCGCUCGGCGUUCGGCAAAGCGCGCACCGCAGCUCCCAGAGACCACGCCCACUUCAGGAGGAUGUGUUUCCUGGCAGGGAAGAAAUGCGAGUUCCUGCAGGCGUGGGCCAACGAGAACACACACACGCUGAGGGGUUUAGCCAGACGGGCGUGGUCAGAGUGUCAGAGACAGACAGGUGAGAGACAGGAGAUGGAGAGAGACAGGAAACAGAUGGAGGAGGGCUGGAAGAAGGGAAGAGCACGAGGAAAAGUCAUGAUCGAAGAGAUUUAAUUUAUUUUAAAAGUCACAGCAAUUUUCUUUUCAGUUUCUGAAAUUAUAAAAAAACAUACAGUAUAUUUUCUUAUAACAAUUAUAUAAAAUGACGUUUAUUUCCCUACACUCACACACACACACACACACACACACAGAGCUGUUUUCUUUUUGCAACAGUAAUAAACACAAACAUUCAUAUUCAUGUCCUUCUGCACUUGUUUAUUGUUCUUGUUUCUUGAGCUGUGUUUCAAAUAUUUCCCUUCACUGGAGAAUCAUGUGCACUACCUAGUACACUACUGUAGUGCACACUAGAGCAGAGUGUCCUCCUGACGUACAGCUGAGCGCCUGCAUGUGUUUAAAAUAUCCUAAUUUGUCUGAAAUUACAUUUUAUAAAUUAAAAUCUCUGAUCUUUACAUCAGU
This is a messenger RNA of Pangasianodon hypophthalmus (striped catfish), 2150 nucleotides long. It is a transcript of the gene znhit2, whose product is annotated as zinc finger, HIT-type containing 2. Lineage: Eukaryota; Metazoa; Chordata; Actinopteri; Siluriformes; Pangasiidae. The record is from RefSeq and is a predicted model, not a curated record. The transcript is spliced from 2 exons. The coding region runs from base 123 to 1748 and encodes 541 amino acids.